Habropoda laboriosa is the source of this 1773-nucleotide messenger RNA. RefSeq names its product arylsulfatase B-like. The transcript is spliced from 8 exons. NCBI's taxonomy places the organism in Eukaryota, Metazoa, Arthropoda, Insecta, Hymenoptera, Apidae. Bases 34 to 1773 code for a protein of 579 amino acids. The record is from RefSeq and is a predicted model, not a curated record.
UUUUACACAUUUUCUCAUCAAUUUUUACAAAGAAUGCUUCGAUUUCCCAUUGUUUGGAUAAGUGUAUCCUGGUUACUAACAUUGUCCAUUGGUCGUGCAAUUGGUCUGUACGAAACGCCACCUCACAUCAUCGUGUUUAUGGCCGAUGAUUUGGGAUGGAACGACGUUGGUUUUCAUGGAUCGUAUCAAAUACCAACCCCCAACAUUGACGCGCUUGGAUAUAAUGGGAUUAUAUUAAACAGACAUUAUGUACUGCCAUCAAGUACACCGUCUAGAACAGCCUUUUUCACGGGACUUUACCCGAUACGUAUUGGGAUGCAAGGAGAUGGAAUUCGCGGUGGCGAACCGCGUGGUCUUCCGUUGCACAUCAAAAUUUUGCCGGAAUAUUUACGAGGCUUAGGAUACACAACGAAAUUAAUUGGAAAAUGGCACAUGGGUUAUCAUACACCUCAAUACACACCCUUACACAGAGGUUUCGAUACAUUCCUUGGUUUUUACAACAGCCAUAUCUCUUAUUACGAUUACAGAUAUUCGAAUCAGAAUAUGAGCGGAUACGACAUGCAUCGCGGGGAUGACCCGGCCCACGGGAUCAAUCGCGAGUACGCCACAGAUUUGUUCACCGAAGAAGCAAUUAGGAUCAUUGAAAAUCACGAACUUCCGAGGCCUCUUUAUCUUCAGAUUUCUCAUCUCGCGGUGCACGCUCCUUUGGAACAACCCGCGGACGAGUACAACGACAACGAGGAGAUACAAAUUCGCGAGCCAAAUCGUCGAAAAUAUGCAAAAAUGGUGUCGAGAUUAGACGAUUCGGUUGGACGCAUAGUGCACGCGUUAGGCGAUAAAGCAAUGCUUAGGGACUCGCUGAUCCUGUUCCUCACCGAUAAUGGAGCUGCGUCGAUCGGUAGAUACAGAAAUUGGGGCUCGAACUAUCCCUUGAGAGGGACAAAAUACACUUUAUACGAGGGCGGUGUGAGAGGCGUGGCAGUAUUAUGGUCAACAAGAUUGCAAAAAGCAGCCCGCGUUUCUAAUCAAUUGGUGCACAUAUCAGAUUGGUUGCCGACACUUUACUCAGCAGCCGGUGGUGAUCUGAAGGAUCUAGAUGAGAUCGAUGGGAUCGAUCAAUGGCGUGUCCUCAGCGAAGGAUACGGACGUGGCAGAGACACACUUUUGCUAAAUAUCGAUGAACUCGCGAAAACCGAGGGAGCAAUAUACAGCAGAUUCAAAUUGUUGCGAGGUUCUGUCGACAACGGUUACUACGACGGGUAUUACGGCGAUUCUGGAAGAACGUUGGAGACACCACCGUACACGGAGAACGUGUUGAAAAGUUCCGUAUCUCAAAGCAUCACCUAUCAUCUGGGUGGUCCAGUGACACAACCGAGCACAAUGCUACAAUUACGACAGGACGCAACGGUCCAGUGUCGUCCGAAUAUAUCGUAUUAUCAUAGACAUGUGUUCACAACUUGCAACGUUACGGAAUGUCUGUUCGAUAUAGUGAACGAUCCAUGCGAAACAAGAAACAUCGCCGAGGCAUAUCAUAGAAUUGCUAGAGAUUUGGAUCUUUAUCUAGAACAUUACAGUCACAUUUUAAUGAAGCAAUCGAGAGUAUCUGUCGAUUGGUUGGCCGAUCCAAGGAGAAGAAAUAAUACGUGGGAACCGUGGAUGAAUUCAGGUGCUGCGGUAUACGUUCCUAACACCGCAGCAGUACUUGGAAAUCUAGUGUACUGCGUUCACAUUUCGAUCAUUUUUGUUUCGAUGUUGUUCAACACUUUCAUUUGA